AUGGCCACAGGACCCGUGGAGGAGCGCAAUCAGGAUGCUACUAUAUACGUGGGUGGGCUGGAUGAGAAAACAAAGGAAGCAAUACUCUGGGAGCUUUUUCUGCAGGCGGGGCCUGUUGUAAACGUUCACAUGCCUAAGGAUCGGAUAACAGGACAGCAUCAAGGAUAUGGUUUCGUCGAAUUCUUAUCCGAAGAAGAUGCAGACUACGCGAUGAGAAUAAUGAACAUGAUUAAACUUUACAACAAACCCAUUCGCGUAAACAAAGCCAGUGCCCAUCAGAAGAAUCUGGAUAUCGGUGCCAACAUUUUCAUUGGCAAUCUGGACCCCGAGGUGGAUGAAAAAUUGCUCUACGACACUUUCAGCGCCUUUGGUGUCAUCCUUCAAACCCCGAAAAUCAUGCGCGACCCUGAAACUGGCAAUUCAAAAGGUUAUGCCUUUAUAAACUAUGCCAGCUUUGAAGCCAGUGACGCUGCGAUUGAGGCUAUGAAUGGGCAGUAUCUGUGCAACCGAGCCAUUACAAUCUCCUACGCUUUUAAAAAGGAUAGCAAAGGGGAGCGUCAUGGAUCGGCAGCUGAACGUCUUCUCGCUGCUCAGAGUCCGCUCUCCCAAGCUGAUCGCCCACACCAGCACUUUGCGGAUGCCCCCAUCCCUCCACCCCCACCACCUCCAACUCUUCUGGCCGCGGCUACCGCGGGUAUUCCGGGUGCAGUGCAACAUCCGGCGGCGUUCUCGACACUCACCGCAGCCGGUGCCGCCUCUAUGCUGAUGCCUCCGCCACCGCCACCUCCCCCGACAAUAUCGCUGGCUCCCCCGCCACCUCCGCCGCCCCCGAUGUUGGGAGCCGCUGGAACGGGACUGAUGCCUCCACCGCCACCACCACCUCCGCCAACUCUCUUUGCCACUACGGACGCGGCGUUCCAUGCUCCACCUCCACCGCCUCCUCCACCGCAGUUGGCAGGUGGGGUCCAGCCGUGGGGCUUGGCGGGAGCUGGGAUCCCUCCUCCACCACCACCACCUCCACCCCUUAUGUAG
Molecule: messenger RNA, 1032 nt
Organism: Echinococcus granulosus
Lineage: Eukaryota; Metazoa; Platyhelminthes; Cestoda; Cyclophyllidea; Taeniidae
Product: Splicing factor 3B subunit 4
Exons: 3
Coding region: 1-1032 (343 amino acids)
Biological process (GO): positive regulation of mRNA splicing, via spliceosome
Cellular component (GO): nucleolus; U12-type spliceosomal complex
Molecular function (GO): RNA binding
Source: RefSeq, a predicted model, not a curated record